AUGAUACGAACAUUCAAUUUAAUAAAUACAAAUAAUAAGAAAUCUAAAGAUGUUGAUUUUAUGUUAUCAUCAAUAUUUUCAAAGAAGAUAUCAUCAUUUGAAAAUUCAAAUGAAGCAUUACAAUCGUAUCAUUAUAGUUCAAUUGUAAUUGAUAAUUAUCAAAUAAGUCGAAAUGUUCAUUAUAUAAAACAUUAUAAAACAAAUCGAACUAAUGAUCAUAUAACAUCACUUAAGCGGCGACAACAGUUAAGAUAUAAUCAAAAUCAACCAACAACUUUUCAAGAAACUAAUGUCCAUGUACCUUCAUCUAUCAAUCUAUUAUUAAUAUCAUAUCCACAACAACCUGUGUCAUCAUGUCCUUAUCGAAUGAAAAAGACGAAAUGUAUAGUUCCGUUAUCACCAUUAAUUAAUAAUAAGAGAGCAGUACGCACUCGUGUACAUGGACAUUAG
Molecule: messenger RNA, 450 nt
Organism: Rotaria sp. Silwood1
Lineage: Eukaryota; Metazoa; Rotifera; Eurotatoria; Philodinida; Philodinidae
Source: the annotation of a GenBank genome assembly